GUACAAACCCCACCGCCGUGACCGCGGCCCCACGAGCAGCAGCGCCGCGUCCCGCCCCCAUGAUGGCGGCGCUGAGGGCGGAGCUGUGCGGGCAGCAUGGCGGACGAUAAGGACUCGCUGCCCAAACUGAAGGACCUGGCGGCGCUCAAGGGGCAGCUGGAGCGACUGCAGCGCCGCGUGGAGGACGAGGUGCAGGCCGGCGUGGGGCAGGGCGGCUCGCUCUUGGCCUCCCCGUUCGUGAAGGGUUUCCUGGCCGGGUACGUGGUGGCCAAGCUGCGCUUCUCGGCCGUGCUGGGCUUCGCCGUGGGGACCUGCACCGGCAUCUACGCCGCGCAGAACUACGACGUGCCCGACGUGGAGAAGACGGUGCGGGACUAUCUCGGUGCGCUGCGGAAAGGCGGCCGGUAACGGGGCGGUAACGGGGCUGUAACGGGGCCGUACGGAGCCCAGCGGCACCCCCCGGGCCUGCCCCGCUGCUCGGUGUCCCCGCCCGCCCCGUCGCGUUCCGUGCUGCUGCUGCCCUUGCGGUGCCGCCGUUCCCGUUGGCUGUGUGCGAUGUAUCCGGUAACGGCGUGUUCCGGGCGGGCUCAUUAAACUCAUGGCGUUUGUUCCCUU
This is a messenger RNA of Coturnix japonica (Japanese quail), 615 nucleotides long. RefSeq names its product SLC35A4 upstream open reading frame protein (gene SURMIR). The record is from RefSeq and is a predicted model, not a curated record. Lineage: Eukaryota; Metazoa; Chordata; Aves; Galliformes; Phasianidae.